This is a messenger RNA of Fonsecaea nubica, 915 nucleotides long. RefSeq lists its product as hypothetical. Gene Ontology annotation, cellular component: plasma membrane; eisosome filament. Gene Ontology annotation, biological process: eisosome assembly; negative regulation of protein kinase activity; endocytosis. Bases 1 to 915 code for a protein of 304 amino acids. NCBI's taxonomy places the organism in Eukaryota, Fungi, Ascomycota, Eurotiomycetes, Chaetothyriales, Herpotrichiellaceae. Gene Ontology annotation, molecular function: lipid binding. The transcript has 2 exons. The record is from RefSeq and is a predicted model, not a curated record.
AUGAAUCGAGCUCUAUCCAUCCGGUCCCGCAAGAAGGACGACCAUGCUAAGGAGGCCUCCAAACACACAUUUUCCAUCUCGACCCUCCGCGGCAUGCACCAGGCUGAGCUCUCCAAGAAACUCUUCAAGCUGAUCAAAACCGAGAACCACUGCAUCGAAGCCUAUGAAACUGCCGGCCGCGAGCGCCUCUCCAUUGCCUCGCAGCUUUCCGACUGGGGUGAAGCUACGAACGACGAUGCCGUCUCGGACAUUUCGGACAAGAUUGGAGUCAUUAUGUCGGAAAUAGGAGAGCAGGAGGAUUUGUUUGCUCAGAAUCUCGAGGACUACCGAUCUAUCCUGAAGCAGAUCAGAAACAUCGAGGCCAGUGUGCAGCCAAGUCGGGACCAGAAGGUCAAGAUUAGCGAUGAAAUCCAAAAACUCAAGUACAAGGAACCGUCUAGCCCGAAGCUGGUCACGCUCGAGCAAGAACUCGUGCGAGCAGAAGCUCAGAACCUGGUCGCAGAGGCUCAACUUACCAAUAUCACCCGCCAAAAGGUCAAGGAAGCAUAUGAUCUACAUUUCGCGGCCACGAUCGAGCGAGCAGAGAAACAGAUCAUCCUGGCCAAGUACGGCCGACGCCUCUUGAAUCUGCUAGACGACACCCCAGUGGUGCCGGGAGAUGUGCGCCAGCCCUUUGCCCAAGUCGGCGAGGCGAGACAGGUUCUUGCGGAUGCAGAGCAAGAGCUGCAAAGAUGGGAGCCUCAUCUUGAACCAAUUCACUCCAACGCCGGAGGUUUAGGAACGAAUCUGAUGCCUAUGGACGACCGCAGCACCCGAGCCACAUCGGAGGUUCCUGAUCCAGUCGCAGAUCCUGUGCCGACGGAGAAGCCGGCGGCAGAGGCCCAGGGAACGCAUUUGGAGCAAGCAACCGCUUAG